Talpa occidentalis (Iberian mole) is the source of this 3061-nucleotide messenger RNA. RefSeq names its product piwi like RNA-mediated gene silencing 1 (gene PIWIL1). The transcript has 20 exons. Gene Ontology annotation, molecular function: protein binding; piRNA binding. The record is from RefSeq and is a predicted model, not a curated record. Bases 1 to 2592 code for a protein of 863 amino acids. Gene Ontology annotation, cellular component: P granule. NCBI's taxonomy places the organism in Eukaryota, Metazoa, Chordata, Mammalia, Eulipotyphla, Talpidae. Gene Ontology annotation, biological process: regulatory ncRNA-mediated gene silencing.
AUGACCGGGCGGGCCAGAGCCAGGGCGCGAGGCCGCGCGCGGGGCCAGGAGCCGGCGCAGCACGUGGGCGCCGCCGCGGGCCUGCAGAGCCAGCCCCCGGGCGCCCCGCCGCGCCCCGCGCAGCCGCCGGCGGAGGGGGAGCUGGUCGGCCGAGGGCGGCAGCGCGGCCCCGCGGGAGCCGCAGCCAAGGCGCCAGACCUCCAGAUAUCUGCUGGGUUCCAGGAGUUAUCAUUAGGAGAGCGAGGAGGUCGUCGAAGAGACUUCCAUGAUCUUGGUGUGAACACCAGACAGAACCUAGACCAUGUCAAAGAAUCAAAAACAGGUUCUUCGGGCAUCAUAGUGAGGCUAAGCACUAACCACUUUCGCCUGACAUCCCGCCCCCAGUGGGCCCUGUACCAGUACCACAUUGACUACAACCCGCUGAUGGAAGCCAGGAGACUCCGCUCGGCCCUUCUUUUUCAACAUGAAGAUCUGAUUGGAAGGUGUCACGCUUUUGAUGGGACGAUCCUAUUUUUGCCUAAAAGGCUACAGCACAAGGUCACCGAAGUUUUCAGUCAGACCCGAAACGGAGAGCACGUGCGGAUAACCAUCACCCUGACGAACGAGCUCCCGCCCACGUCGCCGACCUGUCUGCAGUUCUACAACAUUAUUUUCAGAAGGCUUCUGAAGAUCAUGAAUUUGCAACAAAUUGGACGGAAUUAUUACAACCCGAGUGACCCGAUUGAUAUUCCGAACCACAGGCUGGUGAUCUGGCCCGGCUUCACCACGUCCAUCCUGCAGUACGAGAACAACAUCAUGCUGUGCACGGACGUCAGCCACAAGGUCCUGCGCAGCGAGACCGUGCUGGACUUCAUGUUCAGCCUGUACCACCAGACGGAGGAGCACCGCUUCCAGGAGCAAGUCUCAAAGGAGCUGAUCGGCCUGAUCGUCCUGACCAAGUAUAACAAUAAAACAUACAGAGUGGAUGAUAUUGACUGGGAUCAGAAUCCAAAGAGCACCUUUAAGAAAGCAGAUGGCUCUGAAGUCAGCUUCCUGGAGUACUACAGGAAGCAAUACAACCAAGAGAUCACGGACUUGAAGCAGCCGGUGUUGGUCAGUCAGCCCAAGCGGAGGAGAGGCCCGGGUGGCACCUUGCCGGGCCCCGCCAUGCUCAUCCCCGAGCUCUGCUACCUCACAGGUCUCACUGAUAAAAUGCGUAAUGACUUUAAUGUGAUGAAAGACUUAGCUGUUCACACCAGGCUGACCCCAGAGCAGAGGCAGCGCGAGGUGGGAAGACUCAUCGACUACAUCCACAAAGACGACAACGUGCAGAGAGAGCUCCGAGACUGGGGAUUGAGCUUUGACUCCAACUUACUGUCUUUCUCGGGAAGAAUUUUGCAAGCAGAAAAGAUUCACCAAGGUGGAAAAACAUUUGAUUACAACCCACAGUUUGCAGAUUGGUCUAAGGAAACCAGAGGGGCACCGUUAAUUAGCGUUAAGCCGCUAGAUAACUGGCUGUUGAUCUAUACUCGAAGAAAUUAUGAAGCAGCCAAUUCAUUGAUACAAAAUCUAUUUAAAGUUACACCAGCCAUGGGCAUACAAAUGAAAAAAGCAAUCAUGAUCGAAGUGGAUGACAGGACCGAAGCCUAUUUGAGAGUCUUGCAGCAGAAAGUCACGUCGGACACCCAGAUCGUUGUCUGUCUGUUGUCGAGUAACCGGAAAGACAAAUACGACGCCAUUAAAAAGUACCUGUGCACGGACUGCCCCACCCCCAGCCAGUGCGUGGUGGCGCGGACCCUCGGCAAGCAGCAGACCGUCAUGGCCAUCGCCACGAAGAUCGCCCUGCAGAUGAACUGCAAGAUGGGCGGCGAGCUCUGGAGGGUCGACAUGCCUCUGAAGCUGGCCAUGAUCGUCGGCAUCGACUGCUACCACGACACCACCGCCGGGCGGAGGUCCAUUGCCGGGUUUGUGGCGAGCAUCAACGAGGGGAUGACCCGCUGGUUCUCGCGCUGCGUGUUCCAAGACCGCGGGCAGGAGCUGGUCGACGGGCUCAAGGUCUGCUUGCAAGCGGCCCUGCGGGCUUGGAACAGCUGCAACGAGUACAUGCCGAGCCGCAUCGUGGUGUACCGCGACGGCGUGGGCGACGGGCAGCUCAAGACCCUGGUCAACUACGAGGUGCCACAGUUCCUGGACUGCCUGAAGUCCGUCGGCAGAGGCUACAACCCCAGGCUGACGGUGAUCGUGGUGAAGAAACGCGUCAACGCCAGAUUCUUCGCGCAGUCCGGAGGGCGACUCCAGAACCCUCUGCCCGGGACGGUCAUUGACGUGGAGGUCACCAGGCCCGAGUGGUACGACUUCUUCAUCGUCAGCCAGGCCGUGCGCAGCGGCAGCGUGUCCCCCACGCACUACAACGUCAUCUACGACAGCAGCGGCCUGAAGCCGGACCACAUCCAGAGGCUCACCUACAAGCUGUGCCACGUCUACUACAACUGGCCGGGCGUGAUUCGCGUCCCCGCCCCCUGCCAGUACGCGCACAAGCUGGCCUUCCUCGUGGGCCAGAGCAUCCACCGGGAGCCCAACCUGUCGCUGUCCAACCGCCUGUACUACCUCUAGCCGCAGGAGCGGCGCGGCGCUUCUCCGGAGGCCCGGCUGGGACGGUUGUGAGCUGCUCUUGCCUCGGGCAGCCCUUGUCUCUCCCGCGAGGCUUCCCGGGGCCGGCCCGGGGCUCUGGCGCCUGCUGUCCGUUGCUGUUCACGGGCUUAGGGGUAAACAUUAAGGUUGUACAUUUUACCUUGUUGGCUUCUCGUAAGCAUGUUGAGAAUUUUUUGUUGAUUUUGGGGAAAACGUGGACGGGGACCUCACGUCGUCAGCAGACUCGGAGGGGCUGACCUCCAAGGACUCUCCGGGGUGAGCCGGUCCGCCACCCUUUGUUGACCUCACGUUUGAAAUGUUUCUGUUUUGAAUGUAAAGGCGGGAGGCGCCGCGGGAGGCCGGGCCCGGUGGGGUUUUGUUGGGGCCUGUGAUGGCGCGUUUUAAAGGGAAAAGCCGCCCGAGCCCGCCGUGGGGGGCGGGGGGGAGCGCG